CCAGUCGGACGUAUUAGCCGACGUACCACCAAUGUCAACUCUAGCACAUAUAUCGUUGAUAUAUGUGACCUCCUGAAUAUUUCUAACAUUUAGGUAAUCUGCUCUAUUUUGUGUAUAAACAGUGGUUUAGGUAGAUUAUAUUCUAAACGUUUCUUUGCUUUUUGAGUUUUAUUUUGUCUGACGCGGGCUAUCGUAGGCGAAGCUAUCCGACAAAAUGCGCCUCACGUUGCAAAUGUUGAUCUCCCACGGCCGGAUGGCCCGGAGGAUGGGUUUGGGCCCGCGGUCCAGGAUCGACAUGCUGCGCAACAUUUUGACAGGACUGGUCCGACACGAGAGGAUAGAAACCACGCUGGCCCGAGCAGAUGAAGUCCGCUUCUACGCCGAAAAGCUGGUAGACUAUGCCAAAAAGGGAGACACUGAUGAGAAGGCGAUGAAAAUGGCCAGUUUUUGGCUGACGGAGAAGGAUCUGGUCCCAAAGCUCUUCAAGGUCCUGGCUCCACGGUUUGAGAACCACUCAAACAGCUACACACGGCUGGCACGCAUCCCCAACAGACAGAACCUGGACAGAGCUAAGAUGGCUGUUCUGGAGUACAAAGGCAACCCUUUCCCACCCCUUUAUCCUGCAAAAAAGGAAAAUGAACUGACUCUUAUCAACCAGCUCCUCAAAGGCUACAGAGAGGACAGGGCACAACAGUUAGACACAAAGCCGUAGUUGCCACCAUGGAGAUGGAUCAAAGAUUGCCGAAGGGUGAUUGUGGGGUACUGAAAUGCUCCUGAAGAGCCACUUGCAUAUUCUGCAGACUGUGGCUUAAAGACACUGAUGCAGUUCUUUACCAAAAGAAGCCACAGCUCUGUAAAGUAUUUCUGAUUGUGUAUUAAUAAAUAUUAUUUCUUAAGAUAA
Neolamprologus brichardi is the source of this 901-nucleotide messenger RNA. It is a transcript of the gene mrpl17, whose product is annotated as mitochondrial ribosomal protein L17. Gene Ontology annotation, cellular component: mitochondrial large ribosomal subunit; ribosome. NCBI's taxonomy places the organism in Eukaryota, Metazoa, Chordata, Actinopteri, Cichliformes, Cichlidae. Gene Ontology annotation, molecular function: structural constituent of ribosome. Gene Ontology annotation, biological process: translation. The record is from RefSeq and is a predicted model, not a curated record.